AGUUUCACUUCAUCACUACGCAUAUAAUCCAAUUUGCAUUGUUUAUCGACCUUGAGGAACAAUUAGGGGAUAUGGCAACAAUGUCUAGUGCUGCUGUAGAAGUGAUCUCGAAAGAAACGAUUAAACCAAGAAAUCCAACACCAUAUCAACUUAGAAACUACAAUAUGUCACUUCUCGACCAAUAUUCUUCUCUAGUUUAUGUUCCGAUCAUUCUUUUCUACCCUGCUGCCUCCGACGCUAAUAGUACCGGAAGUAAGCACCAUGAUGAUCUUCACUUGCUUAAGAGGUCUCUUUCUGAAACGCUAGUUCACUUUUAUCCAAUGGCUGGUAGGAUGAAAGACAACAUGACUGUUGACUGUAACGACGAAGGUAUUGACUUUUUCGAAGUAAGAAUCAAAGGUAGAAUGUGUGACUUCAUGAUGAAAUCAGAUGCACACUUAAGUCUGCUUCUUCCGUCUGAAGUCGCUUCCACGAACUUCGUGAAGGAAGCACAGGUGAUUGUUCAAGUGAACAUGUUUGAUUGCGGUGGAACUGCCAUUUGUUUCUGUAUAUCAAACAAGAUUGCAGAUGCAUGCACCAUGAUUACCUUCAUUCGUAGUUUGGCAGGCACCACCAACAUAGCUCGUCGUGGGAGCUCUAUUGCUGCACCAACCACAAAUCAGAAUUUGGUUCCUUCUUUCGAUUCGACAUCACUCUUUCCACCUAGUGAACAAUUGGCAUCUCAAGUUUCCUAUCCUACACAGGAUAGUACCAGCGUAGAUAAACUUGUCAGCAAAAGAUUUGUGUUUGAUGCGGCAAAGAUUACAUCUGCACGUGAAAAAUUGCAAUCCUUGAUGCAUGAUAAAUACAAAUGCCAUAGGCCGACAAGGGUUGAGGUAGUUUCCGCUUUGAUAUGGAAGUCAGCAGUGAAAUCUGCUCCGCCCGGUUCUAUAUCCACUGUAACCCAUGCCAUGAACUUUAGAAAGAAAAUGGAUCCACCAUUACAAGAUGCGUCAUUCGGGAAUCUUUGUGUGGUUGUUACAGCAGUAUUACCAGCAACAACGGCGACAACAACAAAUCCAGCAACCAAAAAAGUUAGUAGUACGAGUAAUGAAGAGCAAGUGGCACUUGAUGAGUUAAGUGAUUUUGUAGCCCUAUUGAGGCGCGAAAUAGAUAAGGUAAAGGGUGAUAAAGGUUGCAUGGAGAAAAUCAUUCAAAAGUUCAUCUAUGGUCAUGAUGCUUCCGUAGCGAAAGACAGUGAUGUUGAAGAUAAGGUGACAGCUUUGUUUAUGACUAGCUGGUGCAAGUUUGGAUUCUACGAAGCUGAUUUUGGUUGGGGAACGCCAGUUUGGGUAACUACUGUUCCAUUAAUUGAGCCAAAGUACAAGAACAUGGUUUUCAUGAACGAUAUGAAAUGUGGUGAAGGAAUUGAAGUGUGGGUGAAUUUUCUGGAGGAUGAUAUGACCAAGUUCGAACACCACCUAAGAGAGAUCCUCCAACUGUUUUGAUUUUCAACCGUUUCCCUAAUAGAGGUCAAUUGUCGUGUUUGUCCAUCUUAACUACCAUCUUUAUUCUCUUGUUUUCAUACUUGUAUUUGUCUUACUCCGGUAAUCCUUCUCUUUUUCUUGUCGGAUUUCUCGGUAUUGUACUCUUACGGUAUGUUCUUGUUACUUUGUAUUCUCUUAUUUUCAAUUUUAGGCUGGGUUUGGUAA
Papaver somniferum (opium poppy) is the source of this 1691-nucleotide messenger RNA. Its product is annotated as salutaridinol 7-O-acetyltransferase-like. The transcript has a single exon. The coding region runs from base 72 to 1487 and encodes 471 amino acids. The record is from RefSeq and is a predicted model, not a curated record. Lineage: Eukaryota; Viridiplantae; Streptophyta; Magnoliopsida; Ranunculales; Papaveraceae.